UCAUAAGUGAGGGAUGGUUCAUAUACGGUGUCAACACCUCCAAUCAAGGCUCCAUCAAAAGGUCAAUCAACGUCUAUUAUGGAGGACUCUUUUACAGACUUGUCAAGUAAAACAGGCAUCGACCCUUACACCGAGAUCAAGAAAAAGUAAGUCUAUGGCAUAGACCAAGUAUAUUUAUCUGUUUGUUUAGGUUUCCUAGACGAGAUUGACAGCUUAGAACAGCAACAACAUCACUUACUUUGGCAACUCAAAUCAACAGGAAAGAAACGUAUUCCUGUUCACGUCAACACUAAAAUUAACAAAGACUUGACUCCCACUGUGUUGUCUAUUCACGCUGAUUUACAAAAGAACGAUCCCGAAAGUGCUUGGCAACAAUUUGACAGGUUGGGUGCUGAUAACAUACCACGAUCCACAGCACAUAUGUUGCUUGAAUCACUCCAUACACUUGUCCAUACCCAUCUACCUCGUCUUACACUCGACUUUGCUAGACUUCAGACACUCUAUACAUCAAGACUCGAUAUGCUUGCUGGCCUAGUGAAAAGAAACAAGGAUCUGAAUUGGGACAAACAUCAGUUUGCGAUGGUGAUUGAGCUCUAUGGCAAAUUAGAUCAAAUCAAAAAAGCAGAAUCAAUUUUUCGCAACAUGACACAGUACACAUCAGCCGCACCCAGUGUAGACAUCUAUAAUGAACUACUAGCAGUGUAUGUGCGUCGAUUGCGAUAUGUGGAUGAUGUGACAAAAAAGCGGUUUCUUUCUAAAAUGAAAACAUUGGAAUCAGAGAUGGUUCGAAAGACUAUGGCACUCAAUACCACUUCCUAUAAUCUAUUGUUGGCUGCGAGGAUCAAAGCGCACGAUUUACAAGGAGCAGAAAAGAUCUUUUUGAACAUGACUUGUCCUCCUGAUCGCAUUACUUACAAUAUUCUGUUGAAUGGAUGCUUGAAAGGAUGCCGCGACAACAGAGAAAAGGAAAUUGCAACUCAAUGGAUGGAACGAUUGAUAGGCUCAGGUAUUGCACCUAACAAAAAGACAUUUAAGAGUAUCAUGGAUGGUUUAGCAGACCAAGUGAGUCGUCAUGCUCGUUUGGGAGAAACACACGAUAUGGAAACAACUACGCAAUCCGUCUCAAAUCUUUACAAGGUGAUGCUUCAAUUGGGCCAUGCACCAGACACAGAAACAGUCAACACGUUACUGAAAUGCUACACAGCAGCGAACAAUCAAAGCCAGAUAGACAAAGUAACGCAGAUGUUGAUAUUGCCUGAGAAGAAAUCAGGUUGUGGUCAAUGUGGGUGUGGAAACAAGGCUGUCAAGACACAAGAAGAUGACAAAAGUGUUAAAGUGAAACCAGAUGUCUUUACGUUUAACAUGUUGAUGAAGCAUCACCUUGCUAACAACCGUACAGAUCAAGCAUUUGAAGCGUAUGAUACCAUGGUUCAAUUGGAUCUUUGUCCUGAUACUGUUACUUAUAGUAACUUUAUUGGGUUCUAUGCUGAACAAGGCAAUGUGUCUGAAUGCUUAAAAUACCUGGAUGUUAUGGAACGAAAAGGUAUUCCUAGUAAUAACUUCAUUUAUAAUAUCCUCUUGAACUGUUCUCUCAAGUACCCUGAACAAGCUGGCAAAAUCACACCCCAUCUUCGUUCUAUGCUAAUGAAUGGCACAAGUACACUCGAUACAGUUUCACAAAACAUCCAAUUAGCUCGUUACCAGCCUAAAGAACAAGAAGGAUUACAUGAAAGCUUUGAACAUUAUACAGACCUGUUAGAGCGAAACAUGUAUGACAAUACAGGCCCAGUCAACACACGUACCUACAACACUAUUCUUCAAUCAGCUGGUCAAUUCUACAAGAGAGCAGCUCAUCUUCCCUCUGCUGAAGAACGUCGUGGAUUCCAUCAAAUGCUUGACUCGAUCAUUGCUUCUCUUGAUACCUCACAGAUUCGCUCUGAUCUAUAUACAUACGCACUUACGAUUCGUAAUGCAUCUUAUGUAGGUGAUAUGAAGAAAGCAGAAUCCACCUAUCGAUCCAUGUUACAUGCAGGCAUUAAGCCCAACCAGUUUAUUUUCUCACAUUUGAUUUACGGCUAUGUAUCGAUUGGAAAGACAGAAAAGGCGCAUGAUAUUCUUAAUCAUAUGUCGACCAAAGGCUUUGUUCCAACAGCCGUCAAUUAUGCGCCUCUCAUUAAAGGUUAUGCAGAAUCAGCCGAGUUCAACAAGGCUUAUGAAUUACUUCGCGAAAUGUUGGACAAUAAUGUACAGGCUGACUUAGUGAUAUACACCACACUAGCGUCUGUCUUUUUAGAUUCACCUGUCCAAGGCAAUGGAAAGAAGGCGAUUGAUUUAUUGGAAGGCAUUUCAAAAUCGGGUAUGGCCAUGGAUGCUGCCUCGCUUACCCUCUUAGCCGAAGCUUAUGCCAUUGAAGCCAAAUCGAUUCUACUCAACAUUCAAGACAGUAAAACGUUACGUCAAGAACUUACACACCAUAUUGCCAAGAUUGAUUCCAUCUAUACCACACUUAAAGAAAACCAAUGGCUAGACCUAAAAGCAAUUACUACUUUACUCACUGCGCAUAAUCAUCUCAAGAAUCCAGAAGGUGUAUGGAAACUAUGGAAUGAACUCAAGGCCAGCACCUCUGUCACGCUUGUUCCGCACCACUAUAAUGCCGUCAUACAUGGCUUGACAACAAACAAAACGUGGUACCCUGUGGCCAAACUGGUGUUUGAAGACAUGUUACAUCACCCUCAUGUUCAACCCGAUGCAAGCACGCUUGAUCUCAUGAUUUGGGGUGCCUAUGGCGUCUCUGACUAUGAUACCAUCCGUACCAUGUGGCGUCAAGUGCAUGUAGCACCUUUGCUUGUCAGAUCCUAUUAUGCUUCCAUGGUUGCCAUGUUGGAUCAAAACCAGAUUGAAGAGGCUCGUAAAGUCUAUGAAGCCUAUCUUCAUUUGCCCACACCUUCUCCAAGUUCAUCUACAGUUUGGGUUGGUAUGAUCAAUCAGUUGGCAAUACAACAUGGCCUGAAGACACGGAUACAACAAGAGCAAUCAUAAUACCUUUAUAGAUUUUUGUUUAUUUUUUUUUAUUUUUUCUCGCUACUGUGUACAGAUUUUUGUAAUAAAAUUGU
Messenger RNA from Gilbertella persicaria, 3113 nucleotides. RefSeq lists its product as uncharacterized. The record is from RefSeq and is a predicted model, not a curated record. Gene Ontology annotation, molecular function: protein binding. The coding region runs from base 421 to 3039 and encodes 872 amino acids. Lineage: Eukaryota; Fungi; Mucoromycota; Mucoromycetes; Mucorales; Choanephoraceae. The transcript has a single exon.